Trichomonas vaginalis G3 is the source of this 1092-nucleotide messenger RNA. RefSeq lists its product as uncharacterized. NCBI's taxonomy places the organism in Eukaryota, Parabasalia, Trichomonadida, Trichomonadidae. The record is from RefSeq and is a predicted model, not a curated record. The coding region runs from base 1 to 1092 and encodes 363 amino acids. The transcript has a single exon.
AUGACGGAAAAAACGGAAGAGGAUAAGACAUUUGCAACAAAUGAAGUUCCUACAGAAUAUCAUGUUGAUGAUAAUGAAAUUAAAGACCUUCCUCCUUUAGAAAUCACAAUAAAACACGAUCAAAAAAUUGAUUCCAGUUGCCAAACCGAAAAUAAUACAUUAAGAACCGAAGAAGAGGAAGAAGAAACACUUGUUGAUAAAGCUCUGGAGAAAAAAUUACCCAAAAAUCUUCAACAAGAUGAUUAUGAAGGUUUGUUAACUCAAUUAAAAGAAAAUAGAGACGCCUUAAUAGAAGAAGGGCGGGCAACUGAGGCUUCUGCUUAUAAUGACGCCUACAAAUAUACCUGGGAGUCAUAUCAAGACGCCUAUAAACGAAAAGUUUUCAAAGAAGCGAAAAUGUGCAGUGUUAGACGCAUUGCUAAUGCUAAAAAUCUUUACGAUGAGAAAAAGGAAGGCUAUGAAAAAGAAGAAGAAGUAAUUGUCGAAAGUCUUAAAAAACGAAUUGAAAAAUUACAAAUUAAACAUCAGCAGCAGAUCGACGACUAUGAGAGAGAGUGGCGAGAUCCUGCUAAAAUACGUAAAUAUAACAAGACAUCGGGCAAACUCAAAGAAUUACGACUUCAAGCGAAAAUGUUAAUGAAAACUCACAGAUACAACGAAGCCCAAAUGAUAGAAGCUGAAGCGAAUAGGCUUCAAGAAAUCGAAACAAAGAAGCAGCAAAAGCAGAUGAUUGACGAUCAUCUUGCCGGUUUAAACUAUUUAAUUGCUCAACAACAUGAAGAGCUUCGAUUAGUUAGAAUGUCGAAUGAUAUCAAAAUUAGUACAUUUAGAACUGAUAAAGUCAAAGAACUUGAUGUUUGUCAAAAAAGAAUUAUGAACGCAGAAGUAUCUUCCGAAUUUGUAAAGAAGCCUGACCAAGUUUGGGCUAAAAAGAAGAAUACUUUCAAAUGCCCAAGAAUUAUGUCGACAAGAAGCUUAAAUAAGACCAGUUUAAGCAAAGUUAGCCCUUCGGAUACGCUUCCUUUAAGAGGUGUCAACUUGUCUAAGUCUAGUCGUGCGAAAACGACAUUUAACUACCGUACUUAUUUGUAA